AUGGACUCAUUAAAAUAAGCUUAAAAACUAGAAGAAAAUCAAGAAACAACUAAUAAUGGUAUUUAUUCAUAAAACAUAAGACCUAGGUAUCAAAAUCAAAUAACUAGAUUAAGAUGAGCUAGCAAACUCUUUAUUAUAUAAAUGUAUGUGAAAAAUGUCUAUCUAUCAUCUUAGAAUUUUCAUUUAUUUUGAACCAUCUUCUUAGAGUAAUGACUAAAAAUGAAUAAAGUUAUCGAUACAAAAUGCAUUUAGGAUUGUGCAAAAUGAUGGAGUUUAAUGAAUUAGAAUUAGUAUAUUGGCAUUUAUUGAAUUUGUAAUUUGACUAUGGUAAAAAAUUACAGCCAAACUAUUCAUAAGAGAUAAAGUAUUGAUAUAAUUUUGAAAUAGAACUUGUGCAUUCAACUAUUUUAAAGAUUUUCUUAAAAUAUAGGCAGAAUUUAUACCUGAUAUUUCAUUAUAUAAGAGAGAGUUACUAUUUGUAACAUUAUCAGCAUUUUACACUAUAAAAUUAAUGAGAAAUAAUUAAAAGUUUGAUAAGAUAGGAGAGUUUAUAAAAGAAGAAAAAUUUUGUGAGUUAUUUAAAAGAAUUGAACCUGCUUUCACAAAUGUUUCACAAUAAUUAACAUUAUACAUAGUCAAUCAAAAAUAUAUGGAAAUGACAAAGUUGGAAGAACCAUUGGAAGAAUAAUAAACAAAUUAUAAUUUUAUAGUGGAAUAGAUCUUAGAAAUGGCGCCUGCUUAUUAGAAAGAUGAAGAAUUACCAGUAACUAAGAAAGUAAAGAGAUAAAAAAAGUUAAUGGUAAGAAGAACAGAAACUAUACAGAAAUAAGAAUUAGAAUAACAAUAAAAAAUAGAGUAAUAAUCAUAACAAAUACAAUAAUUAUCUCAAUAAUCGUAAUAUUAAGGUCAAUAAUAAUAAAUUGAUUAAUAAUAUUUAAAUUAGCCAAUAGGAUCAUCAAUACAAUUUUCAAGAUACAAUUAAAAAGAAAAUUAGUCAUACAAUCAAAUGAAUUAAUCUUAAAUUCAACAAGAUUAAUUUAUUAUAAAUGAAAGAUCUUCUUUUUAGCAAUAUGAUAGAUAAAAUUCUUUUGCAAUGCAAUUGAGAUCAAGAUACUUCAAUAACUUCAGUUAAGAAAGUCUUUAAGCAUAUUCUAAUUAAUAUUAUCCAACACCUUAAUAAGAACAAUAUACAUCAAGAAAUCAAAAAUCAAUAUAAUGGAUGAGUAAGAAUGGAAAAUGA
Paramecium sonneborni is the source of this 1240-nucleotide messenger RNA. NCBI's taxonomy places the organism in Eukaryota, Ciliophora, Oligohymenophorea, Peniculida, Parameciidae. The record is from the annotation of a GenBank genome assembly.